AAGAUGAGCCCGAAGAAGAAGAGGACUAUCAGGAACAAGAGGAACAAGAAGAGGAGCGGCCCAGACCAAAGUUGGUUGUUCCUCAGAUUUCCGUUCCCAAAAUCCCAGAUGGAGAGAGGGUUGACUUCGAUGACAUCCAUCGCAAGCGCAUGGAGAAGGACCUGCUGGAACUGCAGACACUGAUCGAGGCCCAUUUCGAACAGCGGAAGAAGGAGGAAGAGGAACUGAUCUACCUGAAGGAGAGGAUUGAACACAGAAGAGCAGAGAGAGCUGAACAACAGAGAGUCCGUGCAGAGAAAGAGCGUGACCGUCAGGCCAGACUGCUGGAGGAGAGAAAUCGAAAGGAGGAGGAAGAGGCCAAAAAACGUGCUGAUGAUGACGCCAAGAAGAAGAAAGUCCUUUCUAACAUGGGUGCACAUUUUGGUGGUUACCUUGUUAAGGCAGAGCAACGGCGAGGUGUGAAACAGACCGGGCGGGAAAUGAAGAAGAAGAUUUUGGCAGAGAGGCGCCGGCCUCUCAAUAUUGAACAUCUGAAUGAUGAGAAGAUGAGAGAGAAGGCCAAGGAGCUGUGGGAAUGGAUGUACCAGCUGGAGUCAGAGAAGUUUGAUUUGAUGGACAAACUGAAACGACAGAAGUACGAGAUCAACGUCCUGCACAAUCGUAUCAACGAGCACCAGAAAUUCAAGAAGGCAGCGGGCAAGGGCAAGGUUGGAGGUCGCUGGAAAUAAACGACAGGGCAUAUUGGAACGGCGUUCAGAGAUUAGAGGGCAUGAAGCGAACGACAAAGAGGUGCUUCCUGACUCUGCUCUUGAGAUUUGUCUAUGGCUACCUGACAGACCUGUGUGUUUCUUUUGUCUGAUAAAAUGGAAUUUCCUCAACCUUUCCCUUUCCCUUCAAAGCUUCAAUAAAUAAAUUACUAAAUUACAA
Messenger RNA from Mobula hypostoma (lesser devil ray), 927 nucleotides. It is a transcript of the gene tnnt1, whose product is annotated as troponin T type 1 (skeletal, slow). Bases 150 to 728 code for a protein of 192 amino acids. Gene Ontology annotation, cellular component: troponin complex. Gene Ontology annotation, biological process: slow-twitch skeletal muscle fiber contraction; regulation of muscle contraction; sarcomere organization. Gene Ontology annotation, molecular function: tropomyosin binding; troponin T binding. The record is from RefSeq and is a predicted model, not a curated record. Lineage: Eukaryota; Metazoa; Chordata; Chondrichthyes; Myliobatiformes; Myliobatidae. The transcript has 11 exons.